AUGGACGCAAUGUUUAACCCUUUCAAAGCACACAUGAAUUCAAGAUGCAAUACCAUCAUCGAAACAUCUUAUAAAGUUUAUAUUGAUAGGUGCUUUUCUUUCUAUCAAAUGCAAGAAUUGUAUAACUUGACAAAUCUGAAGAUACUGGAUUUAAGUGAUAAUCGAAUUGAGAGUAUAAAGAGUUCUCAUGAUAACGGAAGACAACUGAGUCUGCUCAAUUUAGAAAAAAUUGAUUUAAAAGAUAAUCUAUUCGACAACAGCAUACUAGCAGAGCUUAGUGGGUUUUCAAAUCUAAAGUCAUUAGAUAUAAGAUGGAAUAAGCUGAACGGAUCAGUAGAUGCUAAAGAGUUGCAUUUAUUGAGUAAUGUGGAGAAUCUGUUCUUGGAUUCUACUCCUUUGGACAUCAGCUUUUUGCAAAGCAUUGGCGUCUUGACUUCUCUGAAAACCUUGUCCUUGUCUUACUGUGAUCUAACUGAUUUACCUACUCAUCAAGGUUUAUGUUAUCUUAACAAUCUUGAAGAAUUGAAUCUCAAUGGAAAUGCUCUAAGUGGUGCAAUUCCUUCAUGUUUGGGUAAUUUGACAUCUCUUCGCUAUUUGGAUAUCUCAAAUAAUCGUUUCACUGGAAAUAUUGCCUCCUCUCCCCUCACAAAUCUCACAAUGCUUCAAUUCAUCUCCCUCUCAAAAAAUCAAUUUCAACUUCCAGUGUCCUUCAAUUCCUUUGCAAAUCAUUCUCACCUUAAAGUCCUUCUAGCCGAUGAAAACAAGUUGGUUGCAGAACCAAUUGAAUUGGAAAUAUUGGAUUUCUCCAAAAACCAUUUCGAGGGCCCCAUUCCCACGGGAUUAUGCAACUUGGUCAAUCUUGAAUUCCUGGAUCUUUCUCUAAAUCAUCUGUCUGACACUAUUCCAUCUUGCUUUAAUCUACAAAAGGUGAUGCAUGUACAUUUGGCCAAAAACAGACUUAGUGGAACACUUUCAAAUGCCCUUUUUAUAAACUCUUCAUUGGUAACAUUGGAUUUAAGUGAAAAUAACUUAACAGGAAGAAUUCCAGAUUGGAUUAGCAGGCUACCUGCUUUGAGCGUUUUUCUUCUAAAGGCAAACCAAUUAGAUGGUGAAUUUCCUGUACAUUUAUGCAGACUGCAAUCAUUAAGCAUCUUGGACCUUUCACAGAAUAAACUUUCCGGUCAUAUACCUUCCUGUUUAAGUAAUUUAACUCUCAAGCCAAGGAGUGAAAAGUCUUACGACGUAUCUAGUGAUUUUGGGCUUCCUUUAUUGGAUGAGUUAAUGGUAGACAUGGGACUAACAACAUAUGAUCUCAUAGGCGAUUCAGAGACUGAAAAAAAUUAUCCUUUCAUCUUCCAAGAAGAAGAGGUAGAGUUUUCAACAAAGGGUGCAAGAUACACGUACAAGGGUAUUAUUCUUGAAUUGUUAUCGGCAAUUGAUCUCUCUUGCAACCAACUCACAGGGAUAAUCCCACCUGGAUUGGGGAAUUUGAGUGAAAUCCGAGGUUUAAACUUGUCACAUAACAACUUAACUGGACCUAUCCCCUCAACUUUUUCAAAACUCAAGCAGAUUGAGAGUUUGGACCUUUCCUACAACAAUUUAAAUGGAAGAAUCCCCCCUCAGCUGACUAAGGUGACCACUUUGGAGGUAUUCAGUGUCGCACACAACAACUUGUCAGGGCCUCUCCCUGAUAGGAAAAAUCAAUUUGGGACCUUCGAAGAGAGCAGUUUCAAGGGAAACCCUCUUCUUUGUGGACCUCCUUUGAACAAGAGUUGUCAUGAAGGUGAUUCACCAGGAACUCCAAGUGCUUCAUCUAGUGAAAAAGAACACGGUUUUCUAGACAUGGGUGAUUUCUAUAUCAGCUUUGCAGUUUCCUUUGCAAUUAUAUUCUUAGCAGCUAUCAUUGUACUCUACAUAAACCCAUAUUGGAGACGAGCAUGCUUUUAA
Messenger RNA from Gossypium arboreum, 1947 nucleotides. RefSeq names its product receptor like protein 21-like. The coding region runs from base 1 to 1947 and encodes 648 amino acids. The record is from RefSeq and is a predicted model, not a curated record. Gene Ontology annotation, molecular function: protein binding. The transcript is spliced from 6 exons. NCBI's taxonomy places the organism in Eukaryota, Viridiplantae, Streptophyta, Magnoliopsida, Malvales, Malvaceae.